GGUUUACAGAGACAUGGAGCUUGAAAGAAUCAUUCGAGACACACUGACACACUUCAUCCAGUCCCACAUCCCUGCAGCAGACCUCAGUGGGAUGGAUGAUGUUUUCUUCUCUUACAUCACGGGUGUCCUGGAAGAGCUGGGCUCACCAGAGUCCUCCGAGGAGACUUUUGACAUGGACACCUUUGUGGAAAUGAUGGAGGCCUAUAUCCCUGGUUUUGCAGAAAUCCACAGUGGGGAUGUUUGUGAAAUGAUGUUCUCCCUCUCAGAAAGGCUUGGUGAAGCUCGUAACAAAGAAAAACCUGGCCAAAAGGCUGUGGAAAGCGGGAGCGAAGCACCUUCUGAAGACCUGACCAAGGGCCAGGAGCCUGGAGCUGGAGCCUGCAAUGGGAAGAGGCUGUGCACUCCAACAGAUGGAGCCAGUGCCCAGGAAAGUGAUGACUUGAAGGAUGGGGUAGAGCUGCUACUGGAGAUGUUCCCGGCCUGUACCAUGAGCCAGGCAGAGAAGGCACUCGCCAUGGCCUUGGGGAACUUGGAGGAGGCAGUGCAGUUAAUUGUGGAGGAGAAGGUGGAAAUUGGCCCAGCAGGUGCAAGUGUGAAGGUACUGUACUCUGAGCUGGUGCUCCACCAGCACUGUACACCCCAUGUGUUGUGCUGCUCACACUCCCACCUUGUCUCCUCCCAGGACCUGGCACGGCCCCGCAGAGCACCCAACCACGAGGAACUGAAACAGGUUAUCCUACAGAAAUACAUGAUGGUGGAUAGUGCAGAUGACCAGAAAACACAUCGGCCAGCUCCACCCAAAGAGGCUCCCAAGAAGCUGAUCCGCUACAUCGAUAACCAGGUGGUGAGUACAAAGGGAGAGAGGUACAAAGACAUCAAGAAGCCUGAGAGCGAGGAGAUGAAAAGAACCUACAUCAGCCUCAAACCAGCUAGGAAGUACAAAUUCCACUGAGAGCCAGGCCCUCCGACUCUUCAGCCUCCACUUGGCCAGCCAGGAAUGGCAGGACGGACACGUGGCCCUAGGGAUGAGGGGACUGCUCCAACUGCCACUAACUGGAACUAACUUGGGAGCCAGGACGCUGCUUUCAGCUUCCUCAACUAACCCAUCUGUCCAGGAGAAGACUUCUCUCCUUGUGUAGCUGUCCCUCUGCCCCCAGGGGCACACUGCAGUGGCUCUCCCAGGCCUGGGCAUUCUCUGCUUUUGCUUGCAUGGGACAUUUUUAGAUCUAAGAAGUGGCUUGUGCUUUUGCAGCAAGCUUUUUACAAGUCUGUGUGCACUGUUGCUUUAAAUUGAGUGCUAGUGUUAAUAAAGAUGAUGUGAGUUGGUGUGUAGU
This is a messenger RNA of Merops nubicus (carmine bee-eater), 1334 nucleotides long. It is a transcript of the gene CUEDC2, whose product is annotated as CUE domain containing 2. Gene Ontology annotation, molecular function: ubiquitin binding. The transcript has 9 exons. Lineage: Eukaryota; Metazoa; Chordata; Aves; Coraciiformes; Meropidae. Bases 14 to 952 code for a protein of 312 amino acids. The record is from RefSeq and is a predicted model, not a curated record.